CGUCGAUCUCAUCAGUGAUGUGGUGGGGGGCCACACCAACGUGGCCAUACCCAUGGGGAGUACCCCACGGACUAUUGAUGACCCCACCACCACCACCACCACCAACACACCCGCCACAGGAGCGGACAAGACCUCCUCGAUGGCAACGAGCAGGGCGCGGGCGAAGAAGGGGCCGCGGAGGGCAGCACAUAAGAGGAAGGGGCCGCGGAGGGCAAAAUAUUACAUAA
Monomorium pharaonis (pharaoh ant) is the source of this 227-nucleotide messenger RNA. Its product is annotated as zinc finger protein 579-like. The transcript has 2 exons. The coding region runs from base 18 to 227 and encodes 69 amino acids. NCBI's taxonomy places the organism in Eukaryota, Metazoa, Arthropoda, Insecta, Hymenoptera, Formicidae. The record is from RefSeq and is a predicted model, not a curated record.